AUGAAACUCCCAGCUCUAUCUCUCCUCCUCUCAGGAGUCCUUGCUAUACAGAGUCCCCCUCCGUUGAAUAAUGCGAAUCACAUCUUCAACGCAAUCCAUAGCUCGACGCGCCAGUGGGGUGCCUCAAUCCACCAUAACGGCAUGUCAUUCUUCCUCGCGACCGUCCCUGCUGGCGUGCGGCUCUAUCACGGAAACGCAGACCCAACCCCUAUUCGAGAUAUAGGAUGGAUGGCGCUUGAGCCGGAGCAUGCUAUGGUGUUUGCACGCCCUCGCCCUCACCGUCCCCGAGACGGCCCACCGCCGGAUCCGAGCCAGAACGUACUGCAACAGGGGGCAUUGAGUGAAGGCGCGGAGCGUGAGACCGAGACUGGCUGGCUUCACACGUACGAUACUACCCGGGAGCUUCGGCUGCUGUACAUUGAUGGGACUUCUGCGGGAAAGUCUAAGAUUGGGACGCUUGAUCUGCAGGAUCGGGUCCUUUUCAAUGAUACCUUUGAUGGGGGUGUCAGCAUGGAGGAUGAGCGUGCAAGAAAAGUCUGUGAGCUGGCCAGGACAGAAUGGAAUGGUCGCCUUGAUGGGGCGAUUCGGAUGGCCGCUGGCUUUGAGAUUAUCCUCUGUCGCCCCGACAACACCUUGGGCACUGUCAAGAUCAUGCCUGUCCGCAGGCAAGAGAACGGCAACAGCAACGGGCCAGGAAAGUCCAGCGAGCUUCUUCGAGCGAUAACCUCGCGCUUCAACGGCAUCGGCGGCGACAGAGUACGCGUAUACUACGACCAUUUCGUAUCGGCCUACACCUUUGAUCUCAAUCUAUGGCCUGAUAACAGCUCUGGUCCUCGGAUGCAGCACCUUUCGGUAAAUGAUCUAUCGCCCAUAAGUGAUGAUCUAACCCGCCUCAUCAUGGACCAUGAGCCCGACAUCGCCGGCUCAGUCAACUGGCAAUCUGUCGCUGAUCUCAUCGUGGCGCGGUAUGGCCGCUUCUUGCAGGGGCUCGUUCACAGGAAGCCCCAUGCUCAUCGCAAAGAGCACGACGACGAGCCGCAAAUGAAAUCUCCUCAGGCGCAGAUCUCUGAUCUAAUGGCGGGAUUCGGAAACGACCCUAAGGAAUCGACUGCGCUAUGCUCAACGCAGUUCCUCUCCGUCCCAACCGACAGCUCACCACUCGCCCAUCAGGCACUGUACACCAUAAGUCACCAGAUCUGCUCGACCCUUGUAUCACUACGAUCCCAAACGGAUGAUGAAACAGUCCGUGAUACCGUGCACCAGCUAAUGGGUUAUCUCGACUGGACUGUCUGGAAGGAGUGCCGCGCGUGCCGGGGUGAUGAGUUCUGUGCUAUUCCCAUCUGGCCACGGGGCUCGAAGAAGGACUUUGAGAAGCCCAAGUGUCGGAAGCUUGAGGAAGGGUGGGGAAGGGUGAAUGAUUACUGGGGUGAGAUUUGGCAUUAG
Molecule: messenger RNA, 1443 nt
Organism: Aspergillus calidoustus
Lineage: Eukaryota; Fungi; Ascomycota; Eurotiomycetes; Eurotiales; Aspergillaceae
Source: the annotation of a GenBank genome assembly